AUGGAUGCAUCUCACGAGCUUAUUGGCCCGAAGCUCCAGCAGCUCCCCCCGUCCAACCGCCAGCACACAUCGGUGCUUCCCAAAAGCGGAAGCCUGCAGGGCAGUGGCACGGCGACGGACGGCGGAAAGAAGGGGGCGGCGGCGGAGCUGGCGCAAGUAGACCUGCGCGCGCUGAGCCACGCGCAGCGGGAGCGGCUGGUGGAGCGCGCGCUGGAGACGCUCGAUCAGGACAACGAGGCGUUCCUUACUAAGCUUAAAGCCCGCCUCGACCGCGGGGGGCUGGCCGUGCUGGCGGUGGAGGUGCGCUUCGAGGACGUGAACGUCGAGGCGGGCGUGUACGUCGGCACGCGCGCGCUGCCCACGCUCCUCAACUUCACGCGAAACUCGAUCGCCGCCACGCUGCACCUACUGGGCGUGGAGCUGGAUGCGCGCCGCCCGUAUCCGUUUCAGAAGUCUUCGCCUUGGAUCUUCCUCUUCCUCCUCACCCACCCCCCACCCUCCCCAACCCUCCCCCCCCCGGUUCCUCCUCAGGCCGCGCUGCACUCACUGGGCGUGGAGUUGGAUGCGCGCCGCCCGUAUCCGAUCCUGCAUGGGUGCUCGGGCGUGCUGCGACCGAGCCGCAUGACGCUGCUGCUGGGACCGCCAGGCGUUGGCAAGUCAACGCUCUUGCAGGCGCUCGCUGGAUGUCUCGAUAAGUCGCUCAAGGUAUCAGGCAGCGUGACCUAUAACGGGCAUGCUCUUAACGAGUUUGUACCAGAGUGCACAGCAGUGUACGUGCCGCAGAACGACGAGCACAUCGGCGAGAUGACCGUCCGGGAGACCCUCGACUUCUCCGCGCGCCUGCAGGGCCCGGGGCUCCGGAAAGGGCCCGGGGCUGCGCAAAGGUGCGCAUGUGCGAAUGUUGGGAAGGGGAAGAAUGGUGGGCUGCUGGAUGGGUGGGUUGCGCUGGGCUAUCCCCAUAGCCUCCAUUCCCCCUCUCCGUCCACCCCCCCCUCUCCCCAACAUUCCCCCUUCUCUAUCCCGUUCACCCCCGCACCCCCUGGUGGUGCAGAACUAGUGGCGGAGCUGGAGAGGCGCGAGGCGGAGAAGGGCAUUGUGCCAGACCCUACUAUGGACGCCAUCAUGAAGGCGAUGGCACUGGAGGGCAAUCCCACAAACAUCAUCAUGGACUAUGUGCUCAAGAUUCUAGGCCUGGACAUCUGUGCGGAUACAGUGGUGGGAAACAACAUGCUACGCGGCAUCUCAGGCGGGCAGAAGAAGCGGGUCACCACAGGCGUAUCCCUGGUGGGCGGGCAGCAGGUGCUGCUUAUGGACGAGAUCACCACGGGGCUCGACUCCUCCACCACCUUCCUCAUCACGCGCUGCCUGCGCCACCCCACGCACCUCCACGCCACCACCACGCUCGUGGCUCUCCUGCAGCCCGCCCUCGAGACCUACCACCUCUUUGACGACGUGCUGUUUCUUGCAGAAGGGCACGUGGUGUUCCACGGGCCCAGGGAGGACGUACUUCCCUUCUUCUCCCGCCUCGGCUUGGAGUGCCCUGCCAGGAAAGGCGAGGCGGAUUUCCUGCAGGAGAUGACGUCGAUGAAGGACCAAGGGCAGUACUGGAGGGGGGGCGCGGCUGGGGCAGAUGGUGGGGCGGGCGGGAAAAGCCAGCCAUACCACUAUGUGCCGGUGCAGGCGUUUGAGGCGGCGUUCAAGGAGACGGAGAUCGGCAAGGCCACUGCUGCCCACCUCUCGGUGCGUACCCAUUGCUGA
This is a messenger RNA of Closterium sp. NIES-65, 1758 nucleotides long. The record is from the annotation of a GenBank genome assembly. Lineage: Eukaryota; Viridiplantae; Streptophyta; Zygnematophyceae; Desmidiales; Closteriaceae.